GUACUGUGCAGUCCACUAAUAGCCUUUGUCGCCCCUUGUGGACGCUUUCGUGAACGCAGAAACAAAACAAAGCUGCAUUCAAAACCACGCAGCAGCACAGCGCAUAAAGUCAUUUCCACCAUAAACCAUAAACUGACCCGGGCCAUAAGUCAGAAGGCACCAAUGUCUCGGUGGCCCUAAGCCUGUGCCAUCGCGGGUUUUGUGCUCCGUCUCUCUGCGGCCGUUCACGACCGCGCUGUCUACUUCCUGAAUUCACAGCAGAAGAUGAAAACAACUGUUUGUCAAGAGCCAACACACAUCGAAGGCUGUUAUUUGCACUGAUAACCGCAAAAGGGCUUUGGGUUGGAGUUCAUCGUCUUCGGUUUGGUCGGGGAGUGCCGCCGCUUUGUCGCCAUGGUGGAGACUCCGACUGGCUGCCUGUUUGAAGACAUUCAGCGCGAGGACAUUCACGUUGAAGCGGCUGUUGGCAGAGGGACAUUUGGGGUUGUCUUCAAGGCCAAAUGGAAAGGAAAGGACGUAGCAAUCAAGACCAUUGAGAGUGAGAAUGAGAGGAACGCAUUCCUUGUUGAGCUCCGCCAGCUCUCCCGGGUAAAUCACCCGAACAUCGUUAAGUUGUAUGGCUCCUGUGACAAUCCAGUCUGUCUGGUCAUGGAGUAUGCAGAGUGUGGCUCUUUAUAUAACCUCUUGCACAGUGCAGACCCACAGGCCCACUACACAGCAUCCCAUGCCAUGAGCUGGUGUCUGCAGUGUGCCCAGGGAGUUGCCUAUCUGCAUGCUAUGAAGCCAAAGGCCUUAAUUCAUCGGGACCUCAAACCACCGAAUCUGCUCCUCGUGGCUCGUGGCACUGUGCUGAAGAUAUGUGACUUUGGUACAGCUUGUGAUAUUCAGACCUACAUGACCAAUAAUAAAGGCAGUGCAGCGUGGAUGGCACCAGAGGUGUUUGAAGGCAGUAACUACAGUGAAAAGUGUGAUGUGUUCAGCUGGGGCAUUAUCCUGUGGGAAGUCAUCACUCGCAAGAAACCCUUUGAUGAAAUUGGUGGCUCAGCAUUUUGCAUAAUGUGGGCUGUCCACAGAGGCACACGUCCUCCUCUAAUCAAAGACCUCCCCAAACCAAUUGAGAUUCUGAUGACCCGCUGCUGGGCCAAAGAGCCCAGCCAGAGGCCAUCCAUGGAAGAGGUCCAAAAGACCAUGAGGCAUCUCAUGAAGUACUUCCCAGGUUCUGAUGAACCACUCAAGUUCCCUCACCAGCCUUCAGCCAAAAGAAGUGGCUCUUCAUCAGCCACGAACACAGGCUUGUAUGCUGACUUCACCAUCAACAGUAAUAUAUGUGAUGACAACUCAGAACACAGAACCUCUGUUGGCAGAGAGGAAACCCUGAAAAGCUUAGAGGCCAACAUUCCACUACAGUUCAAACCCUCAAAGACAGCCACAUUGCAUACUGGUCUGUCCAGGGUGUCGAGCAUGGACAGUCAACCAGGGCCCUCCCAAAGCACUAGCCCUGUAACUACUGCUGGGCAAUCAGAGCUGAGGAUGACAUUUAGUCCCACAGCUACCAAUGGUAUAGACAGCUCCAUUCCCAUGGCCUGGCUGAAACUGGAUUACCAGUUACAGCCUUUGGCGCCGUGUCCGAACUCCAAAGAGUCCAUGGCUGUAUUUGAGCAGCACAUCAGGAUGGCUCAGGAGUACCUCAAAGUCCAGUCAGAGAUUGAUCACCUUGUUCGGAGGAAAGAGGACCUGAUGUGUGAACUGGAGCAGGACCAGAGGGAGCAGCAGACUUCAUCCCGACUCAUGCAGGAGCACAGCAAGCUGCUGGAGGACAACAGCCAACUGUCGACCUACUGCCAGGGCCUGAAGAGCAAACUGAGCUUGAUCAAGAGUCAGAAUCAGCACCCUAGCUAGGCCACGAGGCUGGUCCAAAGCAGCAGUCUAUGACCGUUGCUGUUUUUACUGUCUUCCUGUGUGGACUGCCUCUUUCUCUAAAGGAUGAGCAGAACCAGCCUCUCCAUUACUAUUAUGCGCAGAAGCCCGUUUUCCUUUAGAAAAUGAGAAAUUUAUCUCACCACAACACAAUGUAUCAAGAUAACAUCAGAAUUAAAGUUUUAAGGUCCAACUGCAACUGUAAUUUAGGUUCUUAUUUGUAGUGUAAUGAAAUAUAAGCCAUAAUGACAAGGCAGCUGUCGCAACUGUUUCUACAUGUUUUGUGGGAUCAACAAAAGCCCCUGAGUGGGUGCCUUUCAAUUAAAAAAGCAGCUUCCAGGUGUUCUCUGGAAUUCUGCACAUUUGGUGAUGGAGCUGGCCAUAAAAUUCAAUUCCAUUCACUUCAGUAUUUCACAGUGGUAUAGACAUGGUGGGACCAAAGAGAUUUCACACGGACCUGUAGACUGAAAGUUAUUUAGAAAAAGAACAACGGCUGAAGUUUCGGAGGGUCAUUACCUUGUGGGCUUAUAUGAUGAUAGUGAGUUAUAUUUUGUUGUAUUACAUUUUUUUGAAUUGUUGAAAAGGCAGUACAAUUGUGAUGUGUAGAUUAUUACCUGUAUAUAUUCAGUAUAUCACACAAAGUUUACUGUUUUAUGACAAGAGUAAAGACUCUGGGCUGUAUCAUUUUAAACCAAUUUUACUGUGAAUACAUGUGUUACCAAAGGAAUUCUGCUUUGGAGACAUCCCAUCUUGGCACAAAAGAAAUGUUUUGUAGAAAGGUUGUUUGAUUUGAGAUGGAAAUGCACGUUGAAGUGUCCACAAGGCCAGGAAACCACCUAAGAAAGACUUGCUUUAUUCUAAGGAACUCAGCAUAGCCAUAAUCAAUAGCUAAACUUUGACUGAGCGUUUUCACACUAUUUAGCCAUUCACCCAUUCGCACUCCCAAACACACACACAAACACAUUCACGCACCAGUGACAUCAUCGGGAGCAACUUGUGGUUCAGUGUCUUGCUCAAAGGAAAUCCAACAAACCCAGGACAUUUGGUCUUACCUGAUUCUUCCCAGGGGAACUCAGGCACAGGGUCCAUCUACAGCCUUUUAUCUAACUUCUUUAUCUACAACAGGACACACUGGAAUGCCAAGCGACGACGACUCUCUCCUUCUUAUGACUGCUGAAAAUACCUUGAUUAGUAUUCCUCUUUCCUGUUAUAACAAUUCAAAAUGGUGCAUUGGACUUAAGUGAAAGGUUGUGUGGAAGGUUUAAGGAGCCUGUGGCAUGCUUUUGUCACAUAAGCAGCUGGCACUCCGCCUCCUCAUGUGCCAGCACAGCUGAUGACAAUCAACCCAGCUGCAGUGAAGCCGAUAGCUGGUGUGUUCUUGUCACCAGAUCGUUGCAUGUUCCUUAGCGAACGGAUUGUGGCUCCCUUCCUUGUGAUCAGCACUCCUGUAAGCUGCAUCUACUCACCUCUUUGUCUCCCUGGUUUAUGUCCUGCUGAGUGAACUCCUCUCAUCGUGUCCCCGUGUCAGCGCUCCUGCCUACUACAUCCACUCAUCUCUUCUUCACGUCUUGUCACCUGUACGAGCUCCCCUCAGCAGGGUCCUUCAUCAAUAACCACCACUAUCUUACCACCUCCUGCCCAUGAGCGGGACCUGCCACCUCGUCAUCAUCUCAAUCACCAUCCACUCCUACUGGCUCUGCUUCUUCUACUCUACCAGUUAUCCACCUCCACAUUCACCUGUCUCCACUCCUCCAGCUGACCAUCACUGGUAACCAACAGCGGUGUAUGUACCAAUGAAAAGAUAUUUGUAACACUUUAUACAAAGCGGGUAGUUGAGAAACCCCAUAUUUUAACUGGCAUAAUGCAGACAUAGUAACUUCUCCAGUGUUACAACAAUUCUCUCCAGUGUUAUAGAAACGAGGUAUGACAAUAAAGCAUGACAGUUGAACCUAUCACAUACAGCCAGCCUGUCCAGAGCCUGUCUGUAGAGCUUGGCCUCUGUUCACAGCCAGUUUAAGGGCCUGUUCCUCUAAACAUUACAGUUAAAGGAAACUCCUACCAAUAAUCAGCUGGAAUCCUAUUUAUGUUUGAACCCCCCAUUCUCCUUUAAAGCACCAGUGUCCUUAUAAACAAUGUGACCAGUACCUAAAUAUCAUCUGAAGCAUGUGCUUGAAUGCUACUGUAGAUAUUCCGUUCUGUUGACCUGCAGGGCAUUUUUCUCAUGCCACAUGUCAAAAUAUACCAUAGAAAUGUAAAACUAUAUUUAAUACCGUGAAAUUUCCGCUGUGGACAAAGAGGAUGUCUUCCUCAGUUUUUAAAAACCCACAUAUUUGUUUGUGAUUUGUGGUGGCUAAAACUACUCCAGUCAUAAUUUUUUUCUACAUUAUUCAUAUUAUUUUAUUUUACUGUGUUAUAUGACUAGAGCUAUAAAUACUGUACAGCGUUAUCUGAGUCUCACUCCCUAUCAAUGAA
Molecule: messenger RNA, 4389 nt
Organism: Monopterus albus (swamp eel)
Lineage: Eukaryota; Metazoa; Chordata; Actinopteri; Synbranchiformes; Synbranchidae
Product: mitogen-activated protein kinase kinase kinase 7-like
Exons: 14
Coding region: 394-1899 (501 amino acids)
Biological process (GO): JNK cascade; protein phosphorylation; immune response
Molecular function (GO): ATP binding; MAP kinase kinase kinase activity
Source: RefSeq, a predicted model, not a curated record